This is a messenger RNA of Amphiprion ocellaris (clown anemonefish), 6029 nucleotides long. RefSeq names its product PX domain containing serine/threonine kinase (gene pxk). Gene Ontology annotation, biological process: protein phosphorylation; endosome to lysosome transport; protein targeting to lysosome. The record is from RefSeq and is a predicted model, not a curated record. The transcript is spliced from 18 exons. Gene Ontology annotation, cellular component: extrinsic component of endosome membrane; early endosome; late endosome. Gene Ontology annotation, molecular function: phosphatidylinositol binding; actin binding; protein kinase activity. Lineage: Eukaryota; Metazoa; Chordata; Actinopteri; Pomacentridae. The coding region runs from base 147 to 1862 and encodes 571 amino acids.
UUUAUCGGAGCCGCGCUUCCUGGUCACGGUGAAUCUCGGCUAACUGUUAGCUCCCUCGGUCCUCCGGUUCACGUUCAUCCCGGCGGCUCCUCCAGUUGGUGACAAACGGACGCUGACAUCCAGACUGUCGCGGUAAAUCCUCCGGGAUGUCCUUCCGGGAGAAGCCGGCCCCCGGCAGGCUGCUGCUGGACGACACGGUGCCGCUGACGGCGGUGAUCGAAGCCAGCCAGAACCUGCAGUCCCACACGGAGUACAUCAUCCGAGUGCAGAGGGGCGUGUCUUCAGACAACAGCUGGCAGGUGAUUCGACGCUACAGCGACUUCGACGUCCUCAACAGCAGCCUGAUGGUUUGCGGCAUCAGCCUCCCUCUUCCUCCUAAGAAGCUGAUAGGAAACAUGGACAGAGAGUUCAUAGCAGAGAGGCAGCGAGGACUCCAGACCUACCUGGACUCCAUUACCCAGCAUCCCCUGCUCUGCAGCUCCCUGACCGUCAAGAAGUUCCUGGACCCCAACAACUACUCAGCCAACUACACAGAAAUCGCCCUGCAGCAGGUUUCCAUGUUCUUCAGGUCGGACCUGAAGUGGGAGGUUCUGGAGCCUCUCAGAGACAUCGGCUGGAGGAUCAGAAAGAAAUACUUCUUAAUUAAAAACAAAGAGCAGCCCAAAGAGAGAUAUCUGCUGAGCUGGAUGGAUCUGGGUCCUGAUAAGUUCCUGUCAGAUAAAGACCUUCAGUCUGCUAUGAAGCUGUUCACCAGCCUGUCUACGCCUUAUCUCUGUCCGCUGUUGUUCUCCAGCACCAGCGAAUCUUCAGCUCUGCUCAUCAGACCCUUCAGUGAGAGAGGAUCUCUGAGGGACCACAUCUGUAAGGUGAAGCCCAGAGAGAGUUACCUGAAGAAGUACUGCAACCCGAAGAAGAGUCAAGGCCUGGAGCUGCCACACAUCAAGCUGUACGGCCGUCAGAUCCUGGAGGCCCUGAAGCUCCUCCAGGAUGGCGGCGUGUUUUACGGCCACCUGCACACGUCCAACGUCAUCGUGGACGAAGGCGUGUGUCGACUUAUGGACGUGGAGAACGGCAUGCUGGGAGUUCCCUCAGCGCUGCGACCGGCCUUCACCCAGCUCAGGAAGAUCAACACCACAGAGAGCAUCGACGUCUUCUGCUUUGGACAUUUACUGUACGAGAUGACGUACGGCCGACCGCCCGACAGCGUCCCCGUAGAUCAGUUUCCUGAUGCCCCCUACACAGCUGUGGUGUCGGUGCUGCAGUCCAUCCUGUCCACAGAAGCUUGUAAGAGCGGCAUGCCCACGCUGUCGCAGCUCAUCCAGUCACCACUCUUCAGUGACGUCCGGCUCCAACACUCAGAGAAACUCCAGAUCAAGGUUCCCAGUCGGCUAAAGGAGGCGCUGAAAACAGCGAAGGAGAGUCUGGAGAAAAGACUGCAUGAGGAGCAGAGACUGCUCCACCAGCACCGGAGGCUGACCAGAGCUCAGUCUCACCAUGGCUCAGAGGAGGAGAGGAAGAGGAGGAAGAUCCUGGCGAGGAAGAAGUCCAGACAGUCGGCUUAUGAAAAUGAAGAGGACGUCUCCGUCAGAAACAACAAUAACUCUGGUUCUGGAGCCAGCUCUCCUCCCACAUGUCCUUCCUCCCCCACACCUCCAUCCACCACAGGAUCUCAUGCUGCUCCUCCUCCACCUCCACCACCACCUCCUCCUGCUAUGCUGGACUCUUCCUCUCCUCCUCCUCUUCCUCAGUCCUCUGAUGGAGCAGGAGGAGGUCGCGCCGCCUUGCUGAGCUCCAUCCAGACCUUCAGUAAAGGCAAACUGAAGAAGGCCGACACCGUUGACCGAAGCCAACCCGUCAUCUGACCCCGUCUGCUGAUCUGGACCUCCCCGAGAUGUGAAAAUGAAUCACUAACAACAACAAAAAAAAAAGUCCAAGUACCAUUUUUAGGUUUUAUCGCUGUUCCUGCUUUUUCUGCUUUUAAGUUUUUGUUUUUUUCAAUCCGUUGCUGUGGUUGAAGAGACGCGAGGAUGGGUGGGAAAUGGUCGCCUCGUUCUACCCUUUCAAACUCUCUUCGUGUUUAAGAAACAGCUCCGAAACUGAAAAUGAAUCUUUUUUCUUCUGGUCGGCCCGCUGGCUUCACUUCUUCUGUUCUUUGGGCUCAUAAACGUAGCGGUGGAACAUGGGAGUUAUGAAACUCUGGAGCCACUGUGGAUGUGGAGUUUAGUUUCAGUUGACGCUGAGCAGACAAACCGGGACAAACUUCAGCUUCCCUUCUUUGAAAUGAUCUCUAAUAUUUGACUUGUAGCCUGAGAACUCUGCUGAGACUGUUUCACUGCAAAAAAUCACCAUCAACAAGUCAUUUCCAUCUGUAUUAAAGUCCCAAAAUCAUCACAAAGAGAGCAAAAAAAUCUGCCAGUGCAGCAUUUUGAUAAAAAUCAGCAUCUUAAUUUUCCAAUUUUCCAGAAAAAAGCAAAAAGAAACCGAGGGAAGUUGUUGCAUUUGAAGCAAAAAUGUUAAAACUUGAUGCUAGAAGUACUUGCAAAUAAUUUUGCAUUGCUCUCACCAAACUGCACAUUUAUUGUAUUACUCAGAAUACAGACAAAACUGACUUGAUGAGGAGGGUUUUAGUUGCAGUUUGUCUGAACAGGCGAGUUAGAAUCCGACCUGCUCUUCUUCUGUCCUGCAUUUGUCUCAGUUCUGAACACGAAGAACGUCCACGUUUUCAUCUAAAAGAGCAGCAGAAGAUUCCAUGAAGCAGCUAAAAACGAAGCUACAGUACCGUGCGCUUUCAUCCAAGUGUUUGUUUGCACACUUUCUAUUUGCACAUUAAAAAAAAACAAGAUGAGGGGAAAAUGUACAAACAUGAACUAUUAGCCAGUGUGUCUAUAAAAACAGAUUAGUGGAGGAUGGAUUUAAUGAAUCACGUGACUUAAACGACCAUGGAAAAGAUAAAAACAUCAUCUGUGUGGAGCGGAUAGAAAACUACAUUGACUGGAUUUCAUUUAAUUUUCUCUUUGCGUCUCUUCUGGCGGUUUAUUCCCCAACUCCUAAUAUUUAAAUACAGCACAGAAAGUUGUAGUUUUUUUACCCCAAUUUUCUGGAAAUCUUGUCCGAUAGAUGCCUUGUUAAAGAAGGAUAUAAACAAUCAGAAUAUAAACCCAAUCCGAUCUUAAAGCCGUCCAAAUUCAGGAGACGUUCAGGUUUUACUGAAGAAAAUAUUACAGCUGAGCAGCGAGCAGAUCAGUUUUGGUUGUAUUUAGGGUCUGAAAUUAAUCCAAAAUGACGCUUUUCUUCACAGCGACUGCAGCAGGAGAUUAAUAAAACAUGACUAGCAGUAUGGAAGGUUUAGCUUCUGUGCAGCAGAAUUAUAUUUUCCAAUGUCCUGUAAAUGUUUAGACACACAUACUGCUGCUUUUUUUUAGCCCAUUAACUUCAAAUUUAUACUUUAAACUGAAUAAUUUUUAAUCAAGUUUUGUUCCGUCCCAAAAGCUAUCGAUAUCAGUUCAGUUGCUAUGAAAACUUACUUAAAAUUACAUUGUACUCAAGUUUUAAAGUCCUGAUUGACAUCAGAGAGUACUGGGAUGAACCAAGAUGGGGAGAUGAAGCCGUUCCUGCUCAGACCUGCAGUAAUGUGAUGUAAUAAACCAACAGAAAUCUGCUAAAGUCCUCAGAGACGUAUAAAGAAGGAAACCAGUCACAUCCUUGUUCUUCAUUCAGUUAAAUCUCAGCUGACAGGAACACUAGAGAACACUCAAACCCUCCACAGAGCUUCACGUGACGCCGUUCAGGGUUAACCUCACACCCAGGUUGCUGAUAUUUUUAUUUUGUUUUAAUUCAUUUGUGUUUUAAUGUCCGUCAAAGUGAGAUUUGUUUAUUUUAUUGUGCCAUGUGGGUCGCUGUGCCUAUGGAAGUCUGAAUGUUUUUUUGUUUUAUUGUAUGUGACAAUAUGAUGCCGAUGAUGUAUGUAAGGAGCUCUGGUGGUGAGGACGCUAACGCUUCAGCACACAGCUUUACGUGGUAUUUUACAGCCUGUAAGAUGAGACAUCCUCACUGGGAUGCCUUUGGAUUAUUUAGUUUGACCAACAGUUCAAAAAAUAUUCCAUCUGAAAGGAUACGAAAAGCGACAUCGUUUAGCUUUCUUUUUCUUCACCGUUCAAAGUCAAAUCAAAAGUCCAGAUCAAGUUUCGUCUGAUUAUUUUAAAGAUCUUGACAUUUAAACUGUAAACAAACCAGCUCAGGGUCCUUUUAGUAGCUGCUCUGGAGCUUUCAGUUGUAACACAAGAUGUAUUUCGAUAAGAUAUUCUGUAAAUCGAACCAAAGCUCCAUAAAAAGCUACUAAACGGACUUUGCUGUGAGUUUGUUUGCCAUAGUUGAGGUUGAAUAUUUAAUCUCAAGUCUUUACUGGAUGUAAACUUCAAGUGAAAGAGUCUUGAAGAAAUAGUUCAACAUUUUCAGAAAGAUGCUUUUCUGCUUUCUUCUUAUGUUUGCUAAACCUGCAGUGCCAAUUUUUUUGUCUCCCCCUGCUGGCAGUGAGAGUCAUUACAAAAACACUGUUGAUGAACGAUUAUGCCUUCUUCAGACAGUUUCUUCUCUUAUCUGGAGCAUCGGAAACCUUUAGUUGGCACUUCCUGGGUUUUCCCAUCAUGCUCCUUCUUGCCUUUCUCAGUUCCAUAAAAAAACAGUCACUAGCAGUUGGUAUAAAAGACAUCGCUGCUGGUUCACCAGUUCAGGAAUCUCACGACAGAUGCCAGAUUUAAGACUCAGAUAUACUGAAAUAUAGAGGGAUUUAUGUGGAGCUGAUGGGUUUGAGCUCAUCUGGCUUGAAUGUUCAUUUGUAUGCAAAAGUCUCCUGCUUUAAAUACAUCUACACCUAAUUAGCUUAGCUUGGUACAAAAAAUGGAAGUCGGGUAAACAGUUGGCGAAACUCAAUCUGGAAAAAACACAAAGCUGCCAAACAGAAACUCCAAACUGAAACGUGAUAAUGAAACGAGAUCCGACGUGUUUAAUUUGUGAUCUAGAUCUUGCUAAAACUGUUUGCUCCAGUGUUUAUGCUAAGCUAAACUAGCUGGCUACAGAUUUUUAUUUUAUUUUUAUAUAUAUUUACUGGUCAGAUGUAAAAGUGGUACCAAUCUUCCAUUUUUCCACCACAAACACGACACCACAAAGGGUCGACUGCAGCAGUAAAACACCUGAAGAUAGCGUAGGAACUUAUUUUUGGCAAAAUUACAGCUGUUUUUUCCCCAAACCUUUGGUCCUGCAUUCAUAGGGAUGUGACCAUGGUUACCCUUUCACUGCUGCAAUAUUCAACAUCAGCAGGAUUAUUCUCAAACAAACAUUGUUUAGGGAAGGUUUGAGGAACAUGACCAAGAGUUCAAGGAGUUGAUUCGACCUCCAGACUCACCAGAUCUCAGUCCGAUGGUUCUGUAAAAACAAGUCCGGUUCGUGGAAGCUUCAUUUUAGUUUCAAGGAUCUGGCAAAAUUCUAUAUUUUUUCAAGUAUUUUGAGAUUAAAAAUAUUCUUGAGAUUAAAACUCUGUAGCCACUGUAAUAACUGUAUACUUUGAACUCGAGUUUUGAGUUCACCUGACCCGCUGUUUGCUGGAGUGUUGGCGAACAGAGCAGCUGCUGGAGCCGAUGGUGUUGGGAAUAUUGAAUUCGGGUGAAUCCUGCAGCCUGAAAGAAAACCAAGUUUUGGCGCUCCAAGCUCAAAUCAGUCUUUAUUAUUCAGUGCAAUCCGGCCCGAUGCAAGCGGUCUUUAAAUCGUAGGAGAAUGUCUCUCUGCAGCACUUUAGAGGGGUGGAUGAGCGGUCCAGUGGCGCGUUUUGUGUUCAUGAAAACAGUUUGCAGAAUAACCUCAGAAGCAGCGUCUGAUUAUUUUGGUGUGAAAAAGCUCUGAAAUCUGCAGGUUUUAGGAGUGUUUGCUGCAGCUGCAAAAAGUCUUCAUCAACAUGGAAAUAAAAAAAAAAUAAAUCAAGCGACACUGCUGUGAUGAAAUGAUUCCUGUAUCAAUAAAUAUUUGAUUAAAAAAUG